Osmerus eperlanus (European smelt) is the source of this 5364-nucleotide messenger RNA. RefSeq names its product chromosome 5 C15orf39 homolog (gene prmt2ip). The transcript is spliced from 3 exons. NCBI's taxonomy places the organism in Eukaryota, Metazoa, Chordata, Actinopteri, Osmeriformes, Osmeridae. The coding region runs from base 73 to 3309 and encodes 1078 amino acids. The record is from RefSeq and is a predicted model, not a curated record.
AUUUUUAUCUCUUCAUAGACAACAAACAACAAACUGUUGCAGAGCCUCAUAAACCCGGUUCCUCAGAAGAAGAUGGCAGGACUUGAAGGGACCAUUGGGAGCUUGGCAACUGCAGGCCUCUCAGCAGAAGGCCUGCAUAGGUUCCACAAUAGCCAGCCUCCACAGUACAGUGGGACCUACUUCACCUGUGAGCCCAGACUGCCAGAUGGAGCCAAUCUUCCACCUUUUUGGGGUCCCCCAAAUAGAGCUUUGCUCAACGGCAGGAAUGCUAUGAUUCAUUCUCCUGGUGAAAAAGGUCCCCUUCAAAACCAAGUUGUGUACACAGCAGACAACCUGCAGUUCCCUACAGAGGGUAACCAUGCAUCUCCUGCACAGGACCUCCCAGCAAAGCAGGGCUUUUCAUACUACACCAAGAGUCCAGAAAGGAGAAGCGUCAUGGCUCCAGAGGGUGGAACAACAGGGUCUGUGAGAAAGCAUGCAGUGGGAUCUGGGAAUGUAUCCCCGACCUCAGGAAACUCGAUUUGUCUGGCCUUUCCCAAGCCUAUUUAUGGACAUAGCCCCUGCUGUAGUGAGCUAGGCUGUACAGCAAGACCGAGAUACAGAGUGGAGCCUGGAGAACAGAGAGUGGAUCCCAAUGUCUAUGAGGACUGGGUUCUUUAUAGCCACCGGGCGCUCUUGCAUGGAAGCAACCCUGCAUUCAUGCAGCAGAGAUCGACACAGCCUGAACGCAGUGCAGAUCGACUGCCUCUGAGGGACGAAUUCCUCAGCUUGAGCCCGAAUGAAAAAAGGACAUUGCCUCCUUUCACCGAGUCAAACUACGUCAGUUACCCCUGUACUCCCACGCGUCCUCUGGUAGCCCCCUCCAAUGAGCCAUGCCAACGUUUACAGAUUCCCUCCAAAGCCUUUCAAGGCCUGUACCCUUCCCACGCUCCCACAUACAAGCACAUGAGCACGUCAGUGCACCUUGCCUCCUCCUCUCAACUUUAUCAGCAACCUUCUCCCGUGUCCACAUAUGGUCAGCUCACACAGCAACAAAUGUUUUACUACCCUCAGGCAAAUGUGGAAGCAGAGAGUGGAGUAGCAUAUAAAGAUGUGGGUGGGAAGUACAGGGCAGAUGUUGAUCCUUCUGUACACAGAAACAGCCCUCCCAACCCCCUAGCGCAUUACGUCGUCUCCCAACCUAGGUUCGGUGACGUUCCUCUGGUCAGUCACAUGGCACCACCUAAUUCCCAUUCAUUUCUAAGGGGGUAUGAUCACAGCUCUACUCCUGUUUACAGAAUGAAUCUCACUGCAGAUCAAAUGAGAUCUACCAUUGAUAAGCUAUGUGCCCCACCUCAAGCCAUGCAAAUGGGCAGAUUCUGUGCUCCCCCACAUAGCCUACACAUGGACAUUCCCACUUCUCACUCACAUAACAUACAAGGGGACCAUCCCCGAGUACCACAACCAAACCUACACAUGAACAGGCCCUGUGCUCCCCCACACAGCCAGCAAGUGGAUCAGCCCAUUGCUACCUCUUAUAGAUUGCUCAUGGAUAAGGCGAAGGCUCCCCCACAAAGCCAACACAUGGACCGGUCCAGUGCUCCAGCCCCUAGCCCUCAGCCCGAACAAGCCCUGGAUUACUCCAAGUACAGAGGUACAUCACCUAGACAGGCUCAGGACCACCCAGAGGCUGGAAGAGCUACGCUUGCCAGACAAUCAUCUGAUGGCCGAGGGCAUCCUCAUCACACCUCAGCAAUAAACUACAACACUGAUCCUCAGAGAAUAACAGGCUCUCCAGCAGUCUGUAGUAAAGGGAACUCUGUCCCUCGAUCUAAUGCUGACUUCAAAAGCCUAAAGAGAUGUCCGUCAGACACACUUCUUAACAAUCAACCAACAUCCUUGGAUUACAGAGAAGUCGCGGUAGAAAUGGGCCCGUCUAAGAAACGGAUGAAGCUGGAAACGGAGCAAGAGAGAGCCAGCAGCUGUCAGUCACUGACGUCCCCUCCGAUGCCAGUCAUUAAUAAUGUGUUCAGUUUGGCUCCAUACAAAGCCUACCUGGAGGCUGCAGGGAUGCUCUCUUCCCUGCAGAGCUCUCCGAAGGUGGAGGAGCCCGAACACUGUGUGGUCAAAGCCGAGCCCUACGCCCAAGAGAACGACCAUCAGCAAGAAGGAGAAAAGCCUGUCGUCUCUUUCACCUCCACAGAGGUGAAGCCUGUAGUCCUCUCAGAUUCAUCAAAAGAGGAGCCAGUUGUGAAAAUGAUAGAACUGACAAAGAUAAAGAGGGAACCACUAGACUCUGACCAUAUAUUAGAGGAAGUCAAGCAUGAUGGCUCCAUGGACAUUCCAGUCAAGAAUGAGGAGUCAGAGAAGGAUUCAUCUGUCACUGGACUUAUGUUGGUGAUAAAGAAAUGUGACCCUGAUGAAUUGGAAAGUAAACCGUUCAAAUCAGCCAACAAUGUGUCCUCAUUGGAAUGCGUUGAUGACCCUCUGUUGGCACAGGAGAAAGUGAGGCCUUCCAUUCACAGCAGUCUCCAAUGGACUGAACAGGCAACCGCUCCCGAAUUAUCAGCCGGCAAACCUGACCUGCGGAAGAUUCCUCCCCAGUGUCUUAAGCUGUCUACCUACAAGAUUGUCCUUCCAAAGAGGUUACAGACUGCUCCUCCCACCCCAAAGUCUCCAGAGGAGCUCCAGCCUCCAGCCCGGACUUAUGUUGUGCAAGGCACUGGGGACCCGAGACCAGCCCGCCAGCACUUCAUGCAGUUGCACCAGGCCCUGUGCAGGCUGCUCUCUAAGUCUGUAACCCAAUCUUCAAAACCGGAGCUCCGGGCCUGGAUGUCCAAGGUGGAGCACACUGGGCCCUCCACCCAUUCCACCAGAGCCCAGAAUCUGUGCGGUCUGAUGGGGGCCGAGGCCCGAGAGUUGUGGCUUAGUAAUGUGGAGAUUAGGUGUUCACUCCAGAAGGUUCUUGAGCGGCUGAAGGAGUACAUCGCUCAGCACCACUGUCCAUUUCCACAUGUGAAGCGGACAGGAGCAGUGUUCAUUCCAAUGCUCGUGUUGAAGGAAAUCCUGUUCCCACAAGUUCAGGGCACCUUCAUCAACCAGGUCCUGCAGGAACACAAGGUGGAGCUGCGACCCACUACUCUCUCUGAGGAGAAGACCCUGACCCUGCUGCACAAGAGGGCUUGUCCCUCCAAGCUUAGGAGACUUCUAUCCCUCAAAAACCUGCCAGAAAUCUACCUUGAUGUUCUCAAUCUGUUGUAUCACUCCUGUGUCUGCAAGCACAUGGAAUCAACCUCACUUGAUGGUGUCCAAAAGACAGCCCAGGUGUAAAGCUGGAUGGCUCUGUCAGAAGAGGAGGAGAGGACGCCCCAGAGGCUGCCAUCUCAAGGGGUUGGUCUUGUUUACAAAUCACCGCCUCACGUCCCUCUAAUCCAGACUCACAGGAACACGGGGAGGAAAUGAGAAGAGGGUUGGCGUUUGAGAAGCGUAACCUAAAAAGCAGAAGGAGAAGCAACUCAAAGCACACAUUUUUGAAAAAGAGACGUUUGUCACGCAGGAAGGUUGAACCCACAGAGCAAGCUGCAAACGGUGUCAUAGAGACUACAUGUGAGAAGGCUUGGGAUGGUUGCCCGGUUGGCAGCAGUGGGGAUGAAGAGAGCGAGCACAGACAAGGGGAGAAGAACCCAUCAGUCAUGACCUUGCAGGAGGAGGAGCCUGAGGAUUCAUGGAAAUGCCCUUUGACCUCAGACAAACUCUUUUCAUCUCCCAGUGACAAUGAGACUGAGAGAACCAGCACAUUAUUCCAUGAUAACCAGUUUUCACGUUCAGACAGUCCUCAGGGCAAUCGCAAGAGUCACUCUGGGAUGAUCCUCAAACUACGUAAAGUGCUGUACAGUAAGGGCAGAGUGGCCUGCUAUCAGGCGGUCUCUGACCCACAGCCACACUACCGGCCUCCCCUCCCAGAGGCUGGAGACGUAGAACCAGGGGUAACUGGAGGCCGAGCCAGGGAGUGGGACCUUUCCUGGAAGGUGUCUCAUUCUAUUCCCCACAGAGGCCACAAAUCAGGGAGCCUCUCCUCUGCCCUGCGCUCCACCCGCAGCGCCUCCAAAAAGUUCCGUCUGCGCCGAUCUCUCAUGAAGAUUAAGUACUGUCCCUAUCUGUCAGCCUGCCACAGCGCAGAGCACAGGAGGCGCUGGGUCCUACGCUCCGCUGUGCAGAGGGCCAAGAGAGCCAUGAAGAUGUACUUCCCAGACCUGGUGGGGAAGAGGAUAUGUCAUCUGUAUGAGGAGUUGGACAAGACGGAGGUCUGGUACAGAGGGUUUGUGGUGCGUGUCCAUGAAGCACACCCUAACCCCCUGAAGACCGUGUUUGAAGUGCAGUAUGACAGUGAGCCUGAGUGGAAGUACUACCUGGAGCUGUUGAUAGACUUUGAGAAAGGAUGGCUUAAAAUAGAAGACUAAAGUCUUUUUGAAACGGUGUCUGUGUGUGUCUAUGGAUACUUUGGUACUUUUAAUUGUGUUUGUAAUGUGCACUGUUGGAUGAGUGAAAGCAGUUUUUAUUCAAGGCUAUAACAGUAAUUGGAACUGUGUUAAAUCACAUCAGUGUUGCGAGUUGCUGGCCUUAAUGUUUGUUAUUGAUUGCAAAUAUUAAUAGCCCUUAACAUCAGCGUGACCACAAAAUGCAGUCACACUGCAGAAGAUAAUUUUCCAGCAUUCCAAUCUGUGUGAAUGAGUUGUGGCUGCAGGGUGUGGUUUAAGGAACCAAUUGCUGGAAAGUACCCACUGGAUUAUAUUUUUCAAAUGGGAUUGAAGAUCAGGUCUUAAUAACAUAGUCAAUAGAGCAGUACUUGUAACUGCUCGUAUCGGGAAAUGUAGGAGGACUCGUCUGUGGUCACAUACAGCGAUGGUCAUAAAGGUUAUCUGUGGUAUGUCCGUGUUGGUCAUAUUUUAAUUGGUCAUAGGUGAAAGAUAUGAGGGGGAUUGACGGAGCAUGUUAGGUCAUUCCAUUUUUCUAUUUGAACUGUCCGGAGUAUUUUUAGCCGGUGAUGAAGUGCACUGUCAUGUUAUUGCAAAACAGGGCCUAGAUAGUUUUCUUCCAGGCUUGUCAUGUAUUCUUUUUAACUGACUACUUAUCACCUCCUCUGCCUGCUCCUGAACAUAAAGUACAUUUGUGUGUGUGUGUUUCAAGCCAGAUUGUAAUUACUUGUAUCCCUGAAUCAUGCUGCUGAAAAUAGUCUCUAUUUAAGAGGCACCUGUAUAAGGGUAUAUGUACUGUGAAUCUCAAUUCCUUCACCAUGGAUCCUCUAUGGAUGUUGAACACUACAAUAAUUAUCGUCUUUGUUUUUUUCAUUGUAGUGUUUUUCUAAUAAAUGUGUGUAAAGCUUUA